Molecule: messenger RNA, 3649 nt
Organism: Papaver somniferum (opium poppy)
Lineage: Eukaryota; Viridiplantae; Streptophyta; Magnoliopsida; Ranunculales; Papaveraceae
Product: tRNA ligase 1-like
Exons: 27
Coding region: 95-3124 (1009 amino acids)
Biological process (GO): tRNA splicing, via endonucleolytic cleavage and ligation
Molecular function (GO): RNA ligase (ATP) activity
Source: RefSeq, a predicted model, not a curated record
GCGAUAAAGAGCUGAUUCUGAUUUCUGACUGCCAUUUUUUUUUUCCUAUGUAUCUUUGAUUCUCACCGCCAUGGAGAAACUUUCCUGGUGAUGUAUGUCGGUAACAUCACAUAGAAACUUCUUGUCUGUAUAUAACAUACUCAAUUUCUCAUCUUCAUUUUCUUCUCCAAAACCAAAGAAUUUCUUCCUACUUCAUCCUUCUCACAAAUUUCAAUCAUCAUCUUAUAUUGGUCUUCGUCCUCGUACAUUUAGGUUAACUGAUUCAAUAUCUGAGUCAACAAUGCCUAAUCGUAAGGGAAAAAACGGAGAUAAACGAGGUCAUCAAGUAUGGAAAGAGAGUUCAAAAUCUGGAGAUUCUUCUUUAGUUGCAGAUUCAGUGGGUUCAGCUAAUAAGGCUGCAGAUCAAGGUAAAAACAAUAAGUUACCUGGAUUAAGUAUUGGUGAACUGAAAAAACGAGUGCAAAAUGUAGCUUCAACGGUACAGUUUGGUUGUGUCCCUUCGAUACAACAAGCACCUGUGCAGAAUAUAGCUUCACCGCUACAAUUUGGUAGUGUCCCUUCGAAAGAACCGAGUCCCGUCCAAGGCGAGAAAUCCGUAUGGAAGCCUAAACAGUAUGGAACUGUUAGUGGAUCGACAAAUUUUAUAGUUGGAGCUGGGAAUCCUUAUAUAACCGUGACUUCAAUUAACAACCAGAAGGAUGGAGCUGCUUCAGCUGAAAAGGAUAGUGCUGGUUCGAGUAAAGUAGUUAGAGGUUCACUAGCAGAAGAUUUUGUUGCGGAUAAAUACUCUUAUUCUAAUGCUAAGAUCAGGGCGACUUUUUAUCCUAAAUUUGAGAAUGAGAAAUCAGAUCAGGAGGUCAGAACAAGAAUGAUAGAAAUGGUCUCUAAAGGCUUGGCAUCUUUGGAGGUCUCACUUAAACACUCCGGAUCUCUUUUCAUGUAUGCUGGGCAUGAGGGCGGAGCAUAUGCAAAGAACAGUUUCGGCAACAUAUAUACUGCUGUUGGUGUUUUUGUUCUUGGGAGGAUGUUUCGUGAGGCUUGGGGUACCGAAGCCUUCAAGAAGCAAGCAGAGUUUAACAACUUUCUUGAGAGAAAUCAUAUGUGUAUAUCAAUGGAACUGGUUACUGCUGUUCUAGGAGAUCAUGGCCAGCGUCCUUUAGAAGAUUAUGUUGUAGUGACCGCAGUCACAGAGUUUGGCAGCGGAAAGCCGAAGUUCUACUCCACUCCAGAAAUAAUUGCAUUUUGUAGGAGAUGGCGCUUGACUACAAAUCAUGUUUGGUUGUUCUCAACAAGGAAGUCAGUCUCUUCAUUUUUUGCUGCCUAUGAUGCCUUGUGUGAAGAAGGCACUGCUACGCCUGUAUGCAAGGCCCUUGAUGAAGUCGCUGAUAUAUUUGUACCAGCGUCAAAAGACCAUGUACAAGUACAAGGUGAAAUCUUAGAAGGUCUGGUUGCCCGAAUGGUGAGCCAUGAGAGCUCGAAACACAUGGAGAAAGUUCUGAAGGAAUUUCCCCUGCCCUCUGAAGGAGUCACCCAUGAUUUAGGACCUAGCCUACGGGAGAUAUGUGCCGACAAUAGAUCAGACGAAAAACAGCAAAUAAAAGCGCUCCUUCAGAGUGUUGGAAGCUCUUUCUGCCCGGACUUGGUGGACUGGUUUGGAGAUGGAGGCGGUGAUGCUCACUUGAGAAAUGCUGACCGCUUUGUUGUUUCGAAAUUCCUACAAGCAGUUCCAACUGAUUAUGCCACAACUAAGUUGCAGGAAGUUGUUCGUUUGAUAAGUGAAAAACGGUUCCCAGCUGCUCUUAAAUGUUACUAUAACUUCCAUAAGAUAACCUCUCUUGCAGCAAAUAACGUGCAUUUUAAGAUGGUUAUCCAUGUAUAUAGAGAUUCAGCUUUCAGGCAGUACCAGAAGGAGAUGAGGCGUAAUCCAGGCCUGUGGCCAUUGUAUAGAGGAUUUUUUGUUGACAUAAACUUGUUCAAAGUGAGCAAGGACAAAGCUGUAGAAGGCAACAAUGUGCAAUCAAAGAACGCAAAUGGUAGCUCCGAGACAAGUACAUCCAGGGCAGAUGGUUUAGCUGACGAAGAUGCUAAUCUGAUGAUCAAAUUGAAAUUCCUCACAUAUAAGAUACGGACUUUUUUUAUUCGAAAUGGGUUGUCAAUUCUUUUCAAAGAUGGUCCCGCAGCUUACAGAACUUAUUAUAUGAGGCAAAUGAAAAUAUGGGGUACAUCUUCUCAGAAGCAAAGGGAACUCAGCAAGAUGCUAGAUGAAUGGGCUUCGUAUAUACGAAGGAAGUGGGGAAACAAGCAGUUGUCAUCCUCCAUAUAUCUCACUGAGGCUGAGCCUUUCCUUGAGCAAUAUGCAAGACGCAGUCCACAGAAUCAGAUUCUUAUAGGAUCUGCUGGGAAUUUAGUAAGGUCUGACGAUUUCCUGGCAAUUGUUGAAUCAGGCAGGGAUGAAGAGGGUGACCUUGAAACAGAACGAAGUGCAACAACUUCUAGUCCUACUCGUACUGUAAUGGAUUCAGUUCGAAAAGACGAGGGUCUGAUUGUAUUUUUUCCUGGAAUACCAGGCUGUGCCAAGUCUGCACUGUGCAAGGAAAUAUUAAAUACUUCUGGUGGACUUGGUGAUGACCGUCCAGUGCAUAGCCUCAUGGGUGAUCUUAUCAAAGGAAAAUAUUGGCAGAUGGUUGCUAAUGAAUGCAGAAAGAAACCGUACACUAUAACUCUCGCUGAUAAAAACGCACCAAAUGAAGAAGUUUGGAGACAGAUUGAGGAUAUGUGCAGAAGCACAAGAGCUUCUGCAGUUCCAGUUGUUCCUGAUUCUGAAGGAACUGAUUCAAAUCCAUUCACUCUUGAUGCAUUAGCUGUUUUCAUCUUUCGUGUGCUUCCACGGGAAAAUCACCCUGGGCUUCUGGACAAGACGUCUCCAUGUGUUGGUUAUGUCCUGCUGAUGUUUUACCAUCUUUAUGACGGAAAGUUUGAGAGUGAGCUGAUUGAGCGUUUCGGCACUCUUGUCAAAAUACCAUUACUUAAGCCUGACAGGAGUCCUCUACCUGAUCCUGUGAAGUCUAUAUUAGAGGAGGGAAUAUGUCUUUUCGAGCUUCAUAGAAACAAACAUGGAAGUUAGUCUAUGUACAUGCAUACAUAUUCGAAUGGGAACUACUCUAUGUCGAUAUAGUGGACCAACUUCUUGUAUUUGGAAUUUCCUCUCAAGGCCAGGGCUCACUUAGGCUUAUGUUAUAUAUAUAUACAGUGCAAUCUAGACUGGAGUCCAGCAAAGGGUCAUAUAAGAAGGACUGGGCGAAUUGGGAAAUACGGCUACGUCAGGUUUUACUUGCUAAUGCGGACUCUCUCAAUGCUAUUCAGGUUCCGUUUGAUUAUGUGGUCAAACAAGUGUUGGAGCAACUAAAAGCUGUUGCUAAAGGCGAAUCUAGAACACCUAUUACAGGGAAGCCGCGGUUGAGAACAACAAUUAUUUUUGCUGCGGUCACUCUUCCAGUCGCAGAAAUCAGGACCUUCCUAAAUGGGUUGUGUGAGAAGGAUCCUAGAAUAAAAGGUUUCCUCCAGGACAAGGAUUUGCUGAGCUGCGUUACGAAAGCUCAUGUAACUCUUGCGCACAGGGGGAGCCACGGCAUUGCAGCUGUCACUAAUU